Molecule: messenger RNA, 3545 nt
Organism: Hipposideros armiger (great roundleaf bat)
Lineage: Eukaryota; Metazoa; Chordata; Mammalia; Chiroptera; Hipposideridae
Gene: SRM
Product: spermidine synthase
Exons: 8
Coding region: 93-1001 (302 amino acids)
Biological process (GO): spermidine biosynthetic process
Cellular component (GO): cytosol
Molecular function (GO): spermidine synthase activity
Source: RefSeq, a predicted model, not a curated record
GCGGGCGGAGCUGGUCCCGUUGUGCUGCGGCUCCGCGCGGCCUGCAGUCCCGGGUCCGCGCACCGCGCCGCCCGCCCGCCCGCUCUUCCGCCAUGGAGCCCGGCCCCGACGGCCCCGCCACCUCCGGUCCCGCUGCCAUCCGCGAGGGGUGGUUCCGCGAGACGUGCAGCCUGUGGCCCGGCCAGGCCCUGUCGCUGCAGGUGGAGCAGCUGCUACACCAUCAGCGCUCGCGGUACCAGGAUAUCCUUGUCUUCCGCAGUAAGAGCUACGGCAACGUGCUGGUGUUGGACGGUGUCAUCCAGUGCACGGAGAGAGACGAGUUCUCCUACCAGGAGAUGAUAGCCAACCUGCCCCUCUGCAGCCACCCCAACCCUCGCAAGGUGCUGAUUAUCGGGGGCGGGGACGGGGGUGUCCUGAGGGAGGUGGUGAAGCAUUCCUCAGUGGAGUCAGUGGUGCAGUGCGAGAUUGAUGAGGAUGUUAUUCAAGUCUCUAAGAAGUUCCUGCCGGGCAUGGCCGUUGGCUACUCCAGCUCAAAACUGACCCUCCAUGUGGGCGACGGUUUUGAGUUCAUGAAACAGAACCAGGACGCCUUUGAUGUUAUCAUCACUGACUCCUCAGACCCCAUGGGCCCUGCUGAGAGCCUCUUCAAGGAGUCCUAUUACCAGCUCAUGAAGACAGCCCUCAAGGAGGAUGGCAUCCUGUGCUGCCAGGGUGAGUGCCAGUGGCUGCACCUGGACCUCAUCAAGGACAUGCAGCACUUCUGCAGGUCGCUGUUCCCCGUGGUGAGCUACGCCUACUGCACCAUCCCCACCUACCCCAGCGGCCAGAUCGGCUUCAUGCUGUGCAGCAAAAACCCCAACACCAACUUCCGGGAGCCCGUGCAGCAGCUGACACAGAAGCAGGUGGAGCAGAUGCAGCUAAGAUACUACAACUCCGACGUGCACCGGGCAGCCUUCGUCCUGCCCGAGUUUGCCCGCAAGGCCCUGAAUGAUGUAAGCUGAGCCCAAGUCCCGCUGCUGGUGCCGCCCAGGACCUCGGGCCAGGGAGCCCUGGACAAGACCCCCACCGGCGCGCCCACCAACCAAGUGUUACAGGCCCCAGAAUGCUGCCCAGCUGCCCUGCUGGGCGGACUGUCUUUCUCUGUGGUGUUCAACCUCUAAGCCUAUACCAGCUGUGUGCAGCGUCAUCUCCGCCUCUGUCACCCCUCACUCACCAAACACGUGUAUUUAUAACAAAGUUCUGAAUCGUGUGUCCCCAGACCUUGAAUGGACCCAGGCAGGAGCUGCAUCACCCAUUAUUGGGUGCUCCUGUGUGCCAGGCUCGGCUGGACCCGGCGUCUGGCCUCCCAGUGUCUGCCACAUGUCUGGGCAGGCUGGGCCUUCCCGGUGUAACCUUGGACCAGCACCUGUGCUUUGGCACCAAGAGACACAGCAGUCAUCAAACUGGACCCAAAUCUGCCCUGAGAAAGCUGCCUUAGUCAUUCCUUCACCAAGCCCGACACAGCCAGUGGUGACAGACCUCUGGGGCCAGGGCUGAGGGGUUGACAAGAUCAUGGCGGGGGGGGGUGGGUGCGCUGCUCUGGGGCUGCCCUGCAGUGUUCUCAGGAGGUGCUGAGGAUUGUUAGGUCCCACCCCAGACCCCAGAGGGCUGGCUGGAGCUUGGUUUGUGUCCAGUUACUGGGGCCUUUUUAAGCAUAUCAUGUGGCCUGACUUGGCUCAGGAUUCAGACCUGGGUUAAAACCCUGCCCACCCCUCUCCUGGGCGCCCUCUGGUACAUUCCUAGAAGUUCCCCUAAGUGCUGAGAGGUUGAAAAAGCAGGUGAGGGUGGCCACACCAGGGCUCCAUGGGCACAGGACUGUCCCCUCUCCAUGGUGCUGAACAUGCAGACGUGCCUCACCCUUCCUGAAGACCAGGACUCAGACUGGUAGGAAAGGAGCCGCCAUGGCAGAGUGUGGAUUGGGGGAUGGGGGGCUCCAGCACACCCAUCUCAGGAUCCAUAAGAGAGGGCCUUGCUCCUUGAAAUAUCACCAACCCCUUUCCCCAGCCUUGGCAGAGGUACUGCCACGGGAUAGACAACCUGGGAGACUUGGGGGCAGGGAGGGGACAAGGGUGGCCCCAGCCUGGAGUGGUGCUAGAACGCUCCCUGGCCCCGCCCUUACCCUGGGCAGCUACCUUGGACCCCCAUUCAGCAGGCGCUGGGGCUGAAGUCAUGGGGAUGAGGGGGCAGAGGUGGGGCACAAGUGUCCAGCUGUGCAGCCAAACUCGAGUGGCCCCCGGUCACUCAUGCCCUCAGGGUGCUGCAUACCCCACACCCAUCCCUAUGAACGCAACAGACUUAGCAGGUCUGAUCCCAAGCUAACCCCCAUUCCACCCCCAAUCCCAGGAUAAUCUUCAACCCCAACUUGGGAGCUAAAUCAUGUGCCCCAGGGGCUCCCUGCUCUCCCAGGGAGGCCAAGUGAAGUCCAGACUUGUCUGGGCUGUAACUUGAGCAUCAAAGGAAGACUAGUAUUGGCUAGUUGUGGAGCACUGACCCACCGCCUGUCAAUUCCUUUAACCUUCACAACCGCCUAUGAGGAAGAUCAGGAAAAUGAGGUGACAAGCUAGUGAGCAAGUUGAGGACACACCAGGCACUCCUUCCAAGAGCCUCUCCACUCUGCUUACCCCUGCCUGCCUCUGCAGCCCAGCCUGAGCACCCUGGGCUCCCAGCAGGGCCCCUUCUCUCCACAGCCCAUCUUACCGACCAAGCUCCAGGAAGGUGCAUCCCGAGGGAGGCCCAGGGAAUGCUGCUGGCAGGGCAGGUGGACACAGGAAGAGCUCAGAGGGCUCAACCUGGGUCUGGAGCUCCACUCCGCUGAUAUGAGCCACUCACAACUCCUGACUUGGUUGCCCCAUCUGUAAAAUAGGAGCAAUGGUCCUCACCUGUUACAGGCUUUAUUAAGCAUAUCGUGGUGCUCACUGAGCUAGUAAAAAUCAGAGCGGCCUCUCAGGGCAGAGGAAGAAGGGGACAGGCAGGCCCACGUUGCGGAGAGAGCUGGGGCUAUUUAGGAAACGAGAAUGCCUAGCCCAGAAGUUGAAGUUGUCGGCAGUGUAAAUCCCCCCACUCCCCAACUUUUACUAACGUGUCCUGCACACACGUACACCCCUCGAAGGGGUCUCCAUUAAGGUCUAGCCCCGAACCCCGCAUCAGGGUGGACAUGGAGACGCGGACUGACCUGAAGCAGAAGCACGGUAUUUAGCGAAGACAUGACCUGAGUCCCCUCAAGUCCCAGGAAUCAUGGAGAGGGCCCUGAACAGGCCCAGUUUUUUGGAGAAUAAAAUUAACCCUACCUAUUUAGAGCUUUGAAGUUUAGUUAUUGAUCAAAGUUAGCCAUGCUCCUGGUUUAAGGAUCCAAGUGUUGCCCUGUGGGUUGUUAGAAAGAAAUCAGGCCUCCUGUGCCCACUUUUCUCCCUGGAGGCAGCCACGUUUACCUCUUUUAGCUGAUUGUUUUGGUAUUUACCUUCAUGUCUCUAAAUAACAUGCUUGUAUUACUGUUUCUCACCUUGUCA